Molecule: messenger RNA, 207 nt
Organism: Dentiscutata erythropus
Lineage: Eukaryota; Fungi; Glomeromycota; Glomeromycetes; Diversisporales; Gigasporaceae
Source: the annotation of a GenBank genome assembly
AUGAGGCAACGAAUGACGAAACCAGCAAUAACACAACAGAAAUCAGCAGUGACACAAAAUAACUGUGAAAAUAACGGCGACGCUGACACCAGUGUACGAACGAAGCAUCAACAUACGACGACUCCAUUAACAUUAAUGACACCAAUAUAUGACGACACCAGUAUACGAACGAAAGCACCAACAUAUGACGACACCAAUAUACGAUGA